AUGCCGACUGUCACGGAACAAGGGAAAGACACGAUCAUAUUUGUCACCAAAGAAGACCAUGAAGCUCCGAGUAACGCUGAACUCGUGGAAGAAGAUCCAGACGAUCCAUAUGAGGAAAGAGGUCUGAUUCUUCCCGGGGGAGAGAUUAACUGGAACUGCCCGUGUCUGGGGGGCAUGGCCAGCGGCCCCUGCGGCUCCGAGUUUAAGGAGGCCUUCUCCUGUUUCCACUACAGCAAAGAGGAGGUGAAGGGCUCAGAGUGUCUGGACCAGUUCAGGGCCAUGCAGGAGUGUAUGCAGCGCUAUCCCGAGCUCUAUCCCCAAGAAGACGACAAGGACCCACCCAAAGAGGCUCCCAAAGCGGCUCCAGAAGCAGCUCCCGAAGCGGCUCCAGAAGCGGCUCCAGAAGCAGCUCCCGAAGCGGCUCCAGAGGAGAGCGGGACAAACUCUGCACCUGAUGGACAAAAGGACAGUGAUGCAACAGAAGCAGAAGUCAAGAGCUAA
Knipowitschia caucasica is the source of this 501-nucleotide messenger RNA. Lineage: Eukaryota; Metazoa; Chordata; Actinopteri; Gobiiformes; Gobiidae. The record is from the annotation of a GenBank genome assembly.